Messenger RNA from Sesamum indicum (sesame), 3679 nucleotides. RefSeq names its product putative late blight resistance protein homolog R1A-3. Gene Ontology annotation, biological process: defense response to other organism. Gene Ontology annotation, molecular function: ADP binding. The record is from RefSeq and is a predicted model, not a curated record. Lineage: Eukaryota; Viridiplantae; Streptophyta; Magnoliopsida; Lamiales; Pedaliaceae.
GAUCACGUCCUCAGCCUCUGGUCCCAGUUGAUCGUUUACUCAACUAAAUAAUAACAAUUGACUCUGAACUCAAAUGGCGUGCAAUUCAUCCAGUUACUCCGUAUUGCCCUUAUCGCUACUGUUCAGUCUCGAUUGUGAUCACUGCAGAGUUGGAGGUUCAAGGAAAUCUUCGUAUGUAAUAGUAAUCAGAAUGCUGAAUGUAGCCUGUGAGGCUGCCAAUUCUUUUGGUUGUGAGGAAGCUGCAAAUGCCAGUCCUGAAGACGGCACGUUCACCCCUCUGUGAUCGGUUAAGAGUGCGUUGCGUUUUAAAUGUUCCAAGAAAACAAUCAAAGAUAGGGCUGCUAGUCAUGCUAUCAAAAGGCAGCCAGAGUAAUGCGUGACGAUGGCAUAUGCUGCUGUCAAUUCCCUUUUGCAAACACUAGACCUUGUCAUAUUUCCCAAUCCAUACUUGACCUCUCAAGACGAUGACCAGUUUGCAUCUUUAGGGGAAAAGCUUAGGUAUCUGAAAGGUUUUCUUGAGGGUUUUGUGAGGAGCCGUGGUGACCAUGGAAAGGUUAAGGUUUUGGAAAGACAGAUUGAAGAUUCAGUGAAUCGAGCAGAAGAUAUUGUUGAAACAUAUUUAUACACUGUGAGAAGUACAGUAAAGAGCAAGAACAGUCGAAGAAAGGAUUACAAGAUCUUCCAAGAAGGUUUGAAACAAGUAAUAGAAGAAAUUGAUUCUGUCAAGAAAGAGGCCGUGGAGAUUUGUGGUAAUCCAUACGAUCCAAAUAAUCUACAUUCAGGGCGUUAUUUGUUUGGGAGUUCAUCAUGGCACGUACCAAGUUCUGCAAAUCCUGUUGUGGGCCUGGACAAUGACUUGGUGAAAAUCAAAGAUCAGCUCACUGGAUUGCCAUAUAAUCUGGAAAUCCUCACAAUCGUGGGGAUGGCAGGAAUAGGUAAAUCCACUCUGGCUAAAAUAGUCUAUGAUGAUCCGUUGAUAGUGUAUCACUUCUAUGUUCGUGCAUGGAUUACAGUAUCUCAAGAAUAUGAAGUGAAGAAUAUAUUGAUAGGGCUGAUUCGCUCUGUUGCUCAGCUGACAGAUGAUAUCAGUGCGAAGUAUGAUGAUUCCGAGCAGCAUUAUAAAGUUCUAAAAGAUGGUAUCAACCAGCUGAGUGAUCAAAAAUUAGCUGAACAACUCUAUAGGAGUUUAAAGGGUAAAAGGUAUCUUAUUAUCAUGGAUGAUAUUUGGUGUAAUACCGCAUGGGAUGAUGUCAAACGAUCAUUUCCGGACGACAAGAAUGGAAGCCGGAUAAUUUUGACAAGCCGGCUCACAGAAGUGGCUCUUUAUGUUAACUCUGGGAGUCCUCCUCAUCAUAUGCGGUUUCUCAGUGUAGAUCAAGGAUGGGAAUUACUGAAGUUGAAGGCCUUCCCGAAACAAGGAUGCUCUCUUGAGUUGGAGGAAAUCGGAAAGCAAAUUGCAGAAAAGUGUCAAGGGCUUCCCCUAGCAAUUGUUGUGGUUGCGGGUCAUCUGUCCAAAUUGAGCAAGAAAAGAGAUUUGUGGUUGAACGUUGCUGACAAUGUAGGCUCACUUGUAGCUAGAAACCGAGAACAGUUUUUGAACAUUAUUGCUAUGAGUUAUAACCACUUACCUCAUCACUUGAAAGCCUGUUUCCUUUAUAUGGGAGCUUUCCCUGAAAAUGUUGAAAUCCCUGUGUGGAGACUUAUAUCAUUGUGGAUUGCAGAAGGGUUUUUGAAACGGGAACUGGGGAAAAGCGUAGAAAAAGUGGCACAAGAGUACUUGGAGGACCUCAUUGACAGAAGUCUAAUAUUGGCUGAAAAGAGAACCAAUGAUAGAGUUACUACCUGUCGUAUGCAUGAUUUGCUCCGUGACUUUUGCCUGAGAGAAGCUGAGAAGGAAAGCUUUUGGCAUGUUAUGAGGAGGAAUGACCUUUUUUUUCCUGAAGGCUUACAAAAUCAUCGUCGCCUCUGUGUGCAAUCGGACAUAUUUUCUUAUGCUAUCACCGAAUAUUCAAAUCCACAAGUUCGCACCUUUCUAUCCUCAAAUUUCUCAACUCGAUUGUCUUUUUUUUCAGAGUCUGUAUUCGCUCUCAUGGGUUUCAAACUGCUUAGGAUUUUAGAUAUGAUUAGUUACUAUUUCAAUCAUUUUCCUACUCAAGUAUUGAAAAUGAUUCAUCUGAGGUUUCUUGGUCUCUCAACUAGUGGUGAGCUUCCAGCAGCAUCAUCUAAACUUAGAAGAGGAUCUGGGAAGUGGUAUCUUCCGUUCUCAAAAAGAUCGGAGCUUCCUGUAUCAAUUUCCAAUCUUGUGAAUCUACAGAUCUUGAUUGUUAAUUGGGGAUGGAGGGAAAACCACUGUUUGCCAUUCGAUAUCCAGACGAUGACCCAACUAAGGCACAUCCGAUUGAAGGGGGCAGUUGUCUAUUUUGAUGAUCUCUUCCUAGCAGAAACCAGCAGAGCAAAUCCAUUGGUACUAUCAAACUUACAAACGCUUUUGACUGUGAGCUCUACCAAUUUCAGCAAGAAAAUUGUUUCGAUCAUCCCUAACCUGAAAAAGUUGGGAAUCCUAGUGUCCAAAAAGAAUGAUGAGCACCCAACUAAUUUUCUGAAUUACCUUUCCUCUUUACAUUGCCUUGAAACGUUAAAUUUGUCCUUCAGUUUACAAAAUGAAAAAUCUUCAACUAUUUCACAGUGGAAUGCGUUCCCUCCAAACCUCAGGGCAUUGACUUUAAGUGGGAGCCAUCUACCAUGGGAAGAGAUGGUCACUGUUGGGAAGAUACCCAACCUUGAGGUCCUCAAACUGAAAGACCGUGCUUUCAGCGGCCAAGUAUGGGAACCAAUUGAUGGGGGAUUUCUUGCACUUAAAUUCCUAUUAUUAGAGAACAAUGAGCUAGAAAUUUGGAAAGCAACAAGCACUCACUACCCUAGCCUUCAACACCUAGUUCUGAGGCUGUGCGAUGCAUUAAUAGAGAUCCCUUGUGGUAUUGGGGAGAUUCCUACCCUGCAAAUAAUUGAGCUUUAUUCCUGUGGCCAUUCUGCUGUUCGCUCUGCUAAAAGAAUCCAUGAGGAACAACAGAGCAUAGGCAAUGAUGAUCUUGAAGUUCGCAUAAACCUGGUUUAAAAGUUGUUUGAGCUUUGCCAUCUUUCAUCAUUGCUGAGUACUGGAAGCUGGAGUUUGCAAAGCUGACAUUUUUGGAUAAUUUCCUUUCUUGGUACAUUCUUUUAUGUAUUUCAACUAUCCAAAAUCUUUAACUUUGUCGUAUCUAUUCCUAUUCUAGACAACUCUCCCACUAAUAAUUUUAUGCUUACAUAGUCAAAUCCUAAAAAGUGCAAAGGGAGGGCGAGGAACCUCUAGAAAAGCUAGAUAUUUGAGCAAUUUAGUCUGACAUAUAUUGUAGACUUAACAUAUCAAUGUAUUUAAAUAAGAAUCCUAACUUUACCUUUUCUUUUCUUAAGUGAAACUUGAAUUCUAAACUCUGAUCAAUUUACUGAGAUAUUGGUGAAUAGUUAAAUUUGUGCGCUUAUAUACCCCUACAACUCUUUGGUACUUUUAAUAGUGGGGUGGAUAGAGACUAUUAUCUCUUGAACAUAUAUUCUAGAUAGCACUCUUGAAGAUUCAUGUAACGCAAUCCUGUAUGAGCAGUGUAAGCAUUUCUAGCGAAAAUUGGAACUUUAUAUCAUGUUA